This is a messenger RNA of Meleagris gallopavo (turkey), 5308 nucleotides long. The record is from RefSeq and is a predicted model, not a curated record. NCBI's taxonomy places the organism in Eukaryota, Metazoa, Chordata, Aves, Galliformes, Phasianidae.
AUGCUGAACACAACAAAAAGAUCUCCCAAAUACAAAAGGAGCAGCCCGGGAUCCGUGCAGUCCCGCAGCAGUGUUAACUUUCCCCCUUCAUCCCCAGACCUGCUGCCGGCGUGCGACGGGGAGGCAGCGACACUGUCCUUCCUGCAGGAUGUGGUGGACAUUCUGCUGCAGUACGUGGUGAAAAGUUUCGACAGAUCAACGAAAGUGAUCGAUUUCCACUACCCCAACGAGCUGCUGCAGGAGUACAACUGGGAGCUGGCGGAGCAGCCGCAGACCUUGGAAGAAAUCCUCCUGAACUGCAGGACCACGCUCAAGUAUGCCAUUAAGACAGGUAGGGCUGCACUGCUGGAAGCGGUAUCUCGUUGUGUUCCGGAGUGUUACAAAUUGGAGCAACCCUGGAACUCUGCUAUUUCCAGGCAGUUUCUGACAGAGCAGGGACUGUUUCCAGCCCUGGGGCUGUCGGAAAACCGUAGCAAAACUUGUCAUUUAUACUGCAAUGAUAUUACAAUGCAUAGAAAAAGUAACAGUGUAUUACUGUGGACUCCAGGUGGUCUUCCCUUGGUUCUUCCAGGUGUGUCUGCUCAGCUGACCAGCACUCGGCUUCGCCGGAACACCUCCGUGGGCACCCCGUUCUGGAUGGCUCCAGAGGUGAUUGCCUGUGAGCAACAGCUGGAUAGCUCCUAUGAUGCCAGAUGUGAUGCAUGGUCACUGGGUAUUACUGCAAUAGAGUUGGGAGAUGGAGAUCCACCUCUUGCUGAUUUGCACCCUAUGAGGGCACUCUUCAAAAUACCAAGGAAUCCUCCUCCAACACUACAGCAGCCUGAACUGUGGUCAUCUGAAUUCAAUGACUUCAUUAACAAGUGCUUAACUAAAGACUAUGAGAAGCGCCCAACAGUAUCUAGUCUUUUGCAGCAUGAUUUUAUUAAGCAGAUUGAAGGAAAGGAAAACGUGCUACAAAGACAACUUAUGGAAUUUAUUGAUGUUCAUCAACAAAUGGGAGUCACUGAAAAGGCAAGAUUUGAACGUAUUCAUACAAAGAAAGGGAACUACAGUAAGUCACUAGUUUCAAACCAAGAAGAUGUAGAUGAUUUAGCCACCUUGGAGGUACUGGAUGAGAAUACAGUGACAGAGCAGUUGCAGAAGAGUUAUGCCAAGGAUCAGAUCUACACAUAUGUUGGGGACAUUCUUAUAGCUGUCAAUCCAUUUCGGAAUGUAGACAUUUAUUCUUCACAGCAUUCCAAACUGUAUAUUGGAGCCAAACGGACUGCCAACCCUCCUCAUAUUUUUGCUGUUGCUGACAUUGGUUAUCAGUCCAUGGUGACAUACAACUCUGAUCAGUGCAUCGUUAUUUCUGGGGAAAGUGGAGCUGGCAAGACACAAAGUGCCCAUCUUCUAGUUCAGCAGCUCACUGUCCUGGGCAAGGCUAAUAACAGGACUCUACAGGAGAAAAUCCUCCAGGUGAAUAACCUUGUAGAAGCAUUUGGAAAUGCAGGCACUAUCAUCAAUGAUAACUCCAGCAGAUUUGGAAAAUAUUUGGAAAUGAAAUUUACUUGUGGUGGCACUGUAGUAGGAGCUCAGAUUUCAGAGUACCUCCUUGAAAAAUCCAGAGUUGUCCACCAGGCAGUAGGAGAGAAAAAUUUCCAUAUUUUUUAUUAUAUUUAUGCUGGUCUUGCAGAAAAGAAAAAACUGGCACAUUACAAAUUGCCAGAAUAUAGACCUCCCAGAUAUCUGCAAAACGAUCAUUUCAGAAUAGUGCAAGACUUUAUGAACAAUAGCUUUUAUAAGUCGCAGUUCGAAUUAAUUGAACAGUGCUUCAAAGUCAUAGGUUUUACACUGGAGGAACUUGGAAGCGUAUACAGUGUUCUGGCUGCCAUUCUAAAUGUGGGUAACAUUGAAUUUUCUGCAGUGGUAUCUGAACACAUGAUUGACAAGAGCAACAUUUCCAAUCCAGUAGCCCUUGAAAAUUGUGCAUCCUUGCUGUGUAUUCAGGCAGACGAGCUGCAAGAGGCCCUCACUUCUCACUGUGUAGUGACUCGAGGAGAAACAAUUAUUCGUCCCAAUACUGUGGAAAAAGCCACUGAUGUCAGAGAUGCAAUGGCCAAAGCUCUCUAUGGGCGCCUGUUCAGCUGGAUAGUCAAUCGCAUCAACACUCUUCUCAAACCUGACAAACAUUUAAGUGGAAGUGAUGAUGGUUUGAACAUUGGAAUUCUUGAUAUCUUUGGCUUUGAGAAUUUCAAGAAGAAUUCUUUUGAACAACUCUGUAUCAACAUUGCCAAUGAACAGAUUCAGUUCUACUUCAAUCAACACGUCUUUGCCUGGGAACAGAAUGAGUACCUGUAUGAAGGUGUCGAUGCAAGAGUUAUAGAAUAUGAGGACAACAGGCCGCUCUUAGAUAUGUUCUUGCAGAAACCAAUGGGCUUAUUAUCCCUGCUUGAUGAAGAAAGUCGAUUCCCACAAGCAACAGAUCAGACACUUGUAGAAAAAUUUGAGGAUAAUUUGAAGUCAAAGUAUUUUUGGAGACCCAAAAGAGUAGAUUUAACAUUUGGGAUUUAUCAUUAUGCAGGAAAGGUUCUGUAUAAUGCAAGUGGAUUCCUGGCCAAAAAUAGAGAUACUCUGCCAGCUGAUAUUGUGCUGCUUCUGCGAUCAUCUGAAAACAAUCUGAUACGACAGUUGGUAACGCAUCCUCUUACAAAAACAGAAUCUAUACAGAAUGGAGCCCCUGCCAUCUCAAGCUGCAGGGGAGGGACUGGUCUGGUCAAGUGCGAAGGAAGUGGUAGAGGCUUCUUUCAGGGUCCCCUCUUCAGGUUAGGGGCUCGGGACAGGGAGUGGAGUACAUCUCUUGAGUUGAGGACUGAACAAAAAGAAUCAGGUAACCUAGCACACAGUAAAAGCAAAACUACAAUCAGUUACCAGAUGUGGACCCCCCAGAAAUCAAUCAGUCGUACAAAGAAUGAAUCAGGAGAUACUGGACAUCAUCCAAGAGAGACAACCAGUAUGAAAACACAAACAGUCGCUUCUUAUUUCAGAUACUCUCUCAUGGAUUUGUUAUCCAAAAUGGUGGUUGGCCAGCCUCAUUUUGUCCGGUGCAUCAAGCCAAACAACGACCGGCAGGCAAACAAGUUUGAUAAAGAAAAAGUGCUCGUUCAGCUGCGUUACACAGGAAUUCUGGAGACAGCAAGGAUUCGAAGACAGGGUUAUUCGCACCGCAUACUCUUUGCUAACUUCAUAAAACGGUAUUAUCUCAUCUGUUACAAAACAAAUGAUGAUCCUCCAGUCAGCCCAGAAACUUGUGCUGCCAUCUUGGAAAAAGCCCACCUUGACAACUGGGUUCUUGGAAAAACUAAAGUAUUUCUCAAAUAUUAUCACGUGGAACAGCUGAAUUUAAUGCGAAAAGAGACAGUUGAUAGGAUUAUAUUGAUUCAAGCUUAUGUCAGAGGGUGGCUGGGCUCAAGGAGAUACAAAAAGAUAAAGGAACAAAGGGAACAAAGUGCUAUUAAAAUACAAUCAGCUUACAGGGGUUUUGUUGCUCGUAAAGAAUACCAGAAUGCAAAACAUAAUCAAAAAAUUGAAAAAUACAUCAUUAGACUUCAAGCAAUUGCCAGAGGAUACUUACUCAGGAAGAAGAGAAAAGAACUAAAUGAGGCAAGGAACAAAGCAGCAACAACAAUUCAAUCUCACUACAGGGGAUAUAAGGACAGGAAGAGCUUCAAAAGGAGGAGAGAAUCUCUUAGAAAGAAAGAAACUGAGAAUGCAGCAUCCUCUAGUGAAAAGGAAAAGGACAAAGAACUUCAAGAAAAUGAAAAAUGUACAGCCGGAGCUGUACAUUUAGCCCUUCCUAAAACAGAAGAAGAAGCAGCUAUCGUUGUUCAAAGCAAUUACAGGGGCUACAGAGCCCGUAAAAAAAUAAAGGAAGAACGCAAAAAAAUAGCAGAGGAAGAAUUAUCUGUUGUGGAAUAUCUUGAAGCACAGUUGCAGCCGGCUGAAGAUGUCACACUGGAAGAAGCAGAGAAUGAGGAGACCCAAGGAGAAGGUGUUGCUCUUAAUAAUAAUGAGCACACUGGGAAUGGUGACAUAGGAAAUGUACAGAAGCAAAAGGUAAUAUCUACUAAAGAAGAGAGAGCUUCUGUGAAGCAGAGGCCUGCAGUCGAGCAUUCUGAUGAAGGUGAAGAACAGGCAUCCUCGAAAGAAUCAUCCAGCAAAGCUUUUGUCAAAAUCACAGCUGAACCUGGUCCCCAGCAGGAGCAAGCUAACCAAGACACACUCAGUGCAGAUGGGCAAAAUCAAGAAUCUGCUGUGGUCCAGCCUGAGACCAACAAGGACGUGGAAAGAAACCAUCUGAAACAAGAAAUGAUACCUAGAGGAUGUAAAGGAAUUGUAAGAAAAGAGUCUCUAAGAGGUUCACGGAAGCAAGCUGAAGCAGAAAAACAAAGUUUAGAGGACAAAGAGAAAGCAGCAGUGGUUAUUCAGAGCAAUUACCGGGGUUACAGAAGGAGAGGACAACUCAGAAAAGAAGGGAAAUUACCUUGCAAAAGUCAAGAGAACACUGCAAAGGAUUCAACAGAAGCAGUACACAUUCAAAAUAAAGAUCCCCAAACAAAAAAAAAUAAGGAAAGCACUGUGACAGAGGCUGAGGGCUCUAAGACCCAGAAGGGAGGAUCUGAAAAAGAGACAUGUGAUUUGGCAGCCUUUUCACGGCAGAUAUCAAAAUUAUCUGAAGACUACUUAGCAUUGCAGCAAAAAUUAAAUGAAAUGAUAUUGUCGCAUCAGCUGAGACCUGUGAUGAUGUCCAAAGAUAAGCAGACUAACAACCAACAUUCUUCUCAUGUUUGUCAGUCAGUUGCAGCCAAAGUAGAAGACACUCGCCCACUGCAAAGACCCCCAAGGAGGCCACGGAAGCCCAAGACAUUAAAUAACCCUGAAGACUCCACCUACUACACUCUAAUACAUAAAUCAAUACAAGAUGAAAAACGGAAACCAAGAAAAGAAAGUCUGGGUAAGGUGCUAGAUUUAGAUAUCUACUACCAUGAAAUUUCAUCUACUGGUUCCACCUCAAAGGACAGCAGCUCUACCACAAAAAGGAAGAGACAUCCUGUUGAGCGCAGAACUUCAACUUUAAGAGCUACUGAGAGGUCAAGGGUUGCGGAGAGCCCCCUGGAAGAAAGCAGAGCGGAAGAUAAUCCCUAUGACUACCGGAGGCUGCUGCGGAAGACCUCGCAGCGCCGGCGCCUUAUCCAGCAGUUCUAACCCCGCUGCCGUUCGCUGUUAUUAGCAUCAUCUUUUUUAUCAUUUUAUACCACAUGCUUUCCUU